AAAGUGUCUCGUGCUGUUCCAGUUUCAGAGGGGGCGGGUCUUCGUUCCGGCACGCUCCGCUUUAAUACCACACUAAUGUCCUGCCACUCACUCCGUCUCUGAUAGGCACGAGCGCUUCGCUGAAAACGGCCGGUUUUGAUAAGUCCAUUAACGAAGCUGUGAUUGUGGUGCUGCUCGGAGAGGACUGGACUCUACCUUGGACCUCGAGACCCUCCGGACAGUGCGUGUGAGUGAAGGUUACCUGAGCCACCCCGGCUGCUGCUGCAGGUCGCUGAGGCACAAGGCCAGAUUGAUUACACAGCCAGCCUGAGGCCAGAACCCAGUCUCCAGAAUGAGAUGCUUGUUUAUGUGUGUCGGUGUGCUGCUGGCUUCAGUGGCCAUCAUGGAGGCUAGACCCAAAGCAGCUGGAAAUCAGAAGUGUAAAUCUGGCCCAGUCGACCUCGUCUUCAUCAUUGAUGGCUCGCGCAGCGUUCGUCCGCACGAGUUCGAGACGAUGCGGAAGUUCAUGAUUGACAUCAUCCACGAGCUGGACAUUGGCCGGGACAACACCCGAGUUGGUGUUGUUCAAUAUUCCAGCCAAGUCCAGAACGUCUUCUCCCUCAAAGACUUCACAACACACCAGCAGAUGGUCAAAGCCAUCAACGAGAUCAUUCCGCUGGCACAGGGCACAAUGACUGGUCUUGCUAUCCGCUACGCCAUGAACGUGGCCUUUUCCGCUGCAGAGGGAGCCCGGCCUAACGUCCCUCAUGUAGCGGUCAUCGUGACUGAUGGACGGCCUCAGGAUCGCGUUGCUGAAGUGGCAGCCGCUGCCAGAGAGUCCGGCAUUGAGAUCUACGCUGUGGGUGUGGCCAGAGCAGAUAUGACGUCCCUGAGAGCCAUGGCAUCCCCGCCCUUUGAAGAUCAUGUGUUCUUGGUGGAGAGCUUCGAUCUCAUUCACCAGUUCGGGCUCCAGUUCCAAGACAAGCUUUGCAAAAUUGAUCUUUGUGUUGAGUCCGAUCAUGGCUGUGAUCACAUCUGCGAGAGCUCUCCCGGCUCCUAUCAGUGCCUCUGCCUGCCAGGGUACACUCUCAAUGAGGACGGCAAGACCUGCACAGCCAUAGACUUGUGUGCGGAGGGGAAGCAUGACUGCGAGCAGAUCUGUAUCAGCUCUCCUGGCUCUUUCACCUGCGACUGUAAUACUGGCUACACACUCAAUGAAGACAAGAAGACCUGUACAAUGAUCGACUACUGCUCAUUCGGAAAUGAUAGCUGUGAGCACGAGUGUGUCAGCGUCCUUAACGGCUUUAACUGUCGCUGUAAGGAAGGAUACACUCUCAAUGACGACGAAAGGACCUGCACAAUGAUCGACUACUGUUCAUUUGGGAAUGAUAGCUGUGAACACGAGUGUGUGAGUGUGCUCCAAAGCUUUUAUUGCCGCUGCAAUGAUGGAUACACCCUCAAUGAGGAUGAGACAACUUGUACAAUGAUCGACUACUGUUCAUUUGGAAACGACAGCUGUGAGCACGAGUGUGUGAGCAUCCUCAAUGGCUUUAACUGUCGCUGUAAAGAGGGAUACAAGCUCAACGACGACAAAAAGACCUGCACAAUGAUCGACUACUGUUCUUUUGGAAAUGAUAGCUGCGAGCACGAGUGUGUGAGCGUCCUCAAUGGCUUUUACUGUCGCUGUAAUGAGGGAUACACUCUCAAUGAAGAUGAAAGGACCUGUACAAUGAUUGACUACUGUUCAUUUGGAAACGAUAGCUGUGAGCACGAGUGUGUGAGCAUCCUCAAAGGCUUUUACUGCAGCUGUAAUGAAGGAUACACUCUCAAUGAAGACAAGAGGACCUGCACAAUGAUCGACUAUUGUUCAUUCGGAAACGAUAGCUGUGAGCACGAAUGUGUGAGCGUCCUCAAAGGCUUUAACUGCCGCUGUUACGAAGGAUAUACACUCAACGAGGAUAAGAGGACCUGCACAAUGAUCGACUACUGCUCAUUUGGAAAUGAUAGCUGUGAGCACGAGUGUGUGAGCAUCCUCAAAGGCUUUAACUGCCGCUGUAAUGAGGGAUACACACUUAACGAGGACAAGAGGACCUGCACAAUGAUCGACUACUGCUCAUUUGGAAAUGAUAGCUGUGAGCACGAGUGUGUGAGCAUCCUCAAAGGCUUUAACUGCCGCUGUAAUGAAGGAUACACACUUAACGAGGACAAGAGGACCUGCACAAUGAUCGACUACUGCUCAUUUGGAAAUGAUAGCUGUGAGCACGAGUGUGUGAGCAUCCUCAAAGGCUUUAACUGCCGCUGUAAUGAAGGAUACACACUUAACGAGGACAAGAGGACCUGCACAAUGAUCGACUACUGCUCAUUUGGAAACGAUAGCUGCGAACACACGUGCGUGAGUGUCCUCAAAGGCUUUUAUUGUCGCUGUAAUGGUGGAUAUACACUCAACGACGACAAGAAGACCUGCACAAUGAUUGACUAUUGCUCAUUUGGGAAUCACAGCUGUGAUCAUGAAUGUGUGAGCGUACUCAAUGGAUUUUACUGCCGCUGCAAUAAAGACUACACUCUCCAGGAGGACGGGAAGACCUGCCAGGCGGACAACCUGUGCAAUGUCGUGGAGCAUGGCUGUGAGCACCAGUGUGUGAGUACUCCAGGAUCGUACUACUGCAUCUGCCCUGAAGGUCAUCUUCUACAGGACGAUGGAAAGAGCUGUGGAAGCUGCAGAUCCUCCAACAUUGACCUGGUCCUCCUUAUUGAUGGCUCUAAGAGCGUUCGGCCCCAGAAUUUUGAGCUUGUUAAGCAAUUCGUCAACCAGGUCGUGGACCAGCUAGAUGUCUCUGGUCACGGAACACGUGUGGGUCUCGUUCAGUACUCCAGCAGAGUGAGGACUGAGUUCCCACUCAGCAUGUACAAGAGCAAGGAGGAGAUCAAGGCUGCUGUGAUGAAGGUGGAAUAUAUGGAGAAGGGAACCAUGACUGGGCUGGCACUGAAACACAUGGUGGAGAACAGUUUCUCUGAGGCCGAAGGUGCUCGCGCUGCCUCAAGGAACAUCCCCCGGAUCGGACUGGUGUUUACUGAUGGUCGUUCUCAAGACGACAUUACAGAGUGGGCCAAGAAAGCCAAGGAUGCAGGCAUCACUAUGUAUGCUGUUGGUGUGGGCAAAGCUGUGGAGGAUGAGCUGAGACUGAUUGCCUCUGAACCUGUGGAGAAGCACUUCUUCUACACUGCUGACUUCACUGCCAUCAGCCAGAUUGCAGAGAACCUCAAACUCAAUGUCUGUGCAGAGGAAAGUCAGGGUGAAAUUGAGGUGAAGGACCCCUGUGCCUGUGACAGCCUUGUGGAGUUCCAGCAGGCCACCAUGACCACUCUGAACCAGCUCAACCAGAAACUGUCAGCAAUGACUGUCCGAUUGGAGAAGCUGGAGACUCAACUGCUCACAAGAAAAUGAGGCUGGAACAUCAUCUGCAAGCCUGUGGGCUUUAGGUGCUGAGCUCCCUUUGAGGGGGGGCACUCAAGUGAUGGCCUAGUCUGGCCCCAGAAAAGAGUUCUACCAAAACCAACGUUCUGUGGGUACAGAACAAGCAAAUGAACCGUACCUAAAUUUGGAAUCGCCGUGCAUGACCAUACAUGCACCGGAGUUCAACAUGUGAAUUCCUGUGUGGGAUACAAUUGUCAAUAUACCCUAUUUAUACUUGAUCUGCUUUAAAUGGCUAUGAGAAAUAUUUAUGGCAAAGCUUGUAUCAGCAUUCGGUAGUUAUAUAUUGUUACCUCUCCUUAGUGUACUGUAUGUCCAUUGAACUCAAAAUGGUGUUUUGGCGUUUCAAUUCUACCAAACGUAUACAAGUGUUUGGACAUAAGAUCAUGUUAGAGUUGUAAUUAUCUGUACUGAAACAAGCUAUGAAUGAAAUACCUCUUUAAACCACAGUCAGCUUAACAACAAUUUACAAAACAGGCAAAUCAGUGUCACUUAAUCAGUAAAAUACAAUGAGGCCAAAGCAGUUGUCACCAUCCCUUGAGUGCCCUCAUAGCAUUGUAAAGGCUUAUAGUGGACUGCAUAUAGGUUGGAGAUUGAAUUAUGGAAAGUGACAAAACAAUCAAAACCCACUGCAGUAGUUUUAACAGUUUAGUUCUAGGCUAAAUGGGAUUUUCAGUAGAAGAUCUCUAUGAAACAUUUCUCAGUUGAGAAUAUCUACCUAAAGUAGCUUUGACCUAUUUUGUUUUCAGUCGUGUGAAAAUGCCAUGUUUUUUAAUACUCGUCUGUAUUUUGUCCUUGUGCUUUUAUAUGUUUUCUAAUAAUCAUUUUUUGUAAUGUAUGAGGAUUCUUUAUAUUCUUUCACCAGAUGAAAUAAAGACUUAACUUUUCAGA
Messenger RNA from Colossoma macropomum (tambaqui), 4342 nucleotides. RefSeq names its product matrilin 4 (gene matn4). The record is from RefSeq and is a predicted model, not a curated record. Gene Ontology annotation, molecular function: calcium ion binding. NCBI's taxonomy places the organism in Eukaryota, Metazoa, Chordata, Actinopteri, Characiformes, Serrasalmidae.